This is a messenger RNA of Cygnus atratus (black swan), 3545 nucleotides long. RefSeq names its product katanin regulatory subunit B1 like 1 (gene KATNBL1). The coding region runs from base 147 to 1208 and encodes 353 amino acids. The record is from RefSeq and is a predicted model, not a curated record. The transcript is spliced from 9 exons. Lineage: Eukaryota; Metazoa; Chordata; Aves; Anseriformes; Anatidae. Gene Ontology annotation, molecular function: microtubule binding. Gene Ontology annotation, cellular component: nucleolus.
GGCGGGGCGCGGCCCAGCAUGCAGCGCGGCGCCGUUUGAAUGGCGCAGGCUCCGGGCGCUGCGCCCCGGCCCUAGGCUGCCGCGGCUCCUCCUCCGGCGCGGCGCGGCUCGGGCCGAUACCAUGAGCGGCGGGGAUUUGAGAGAUUAUGGCCUCUGAAGCCCACAAUGUUAGAAAACAGAAAGUAUUGCAUAUCGAAGGUUGUCUCGUUGAUCUCCCCAGAAAAAGAAUUUCUUCUUCCACUAGAAAGAUCAUGAAGGAGGGUAAGAAAUCUCCAAAACAGCUGGCUUCAUACACAAACAGAAUAACAGUUGGAAAAACAGUGACCAGUCCCCUGUCUGUCUUCAAAGUAGUAUAUUGUAAAAGAAAAGUCCGUUGUUAUACUCCAAAGCCUUGUUAUAAAAAGAAACAGUUCCCUAAAUCAAGGGGCUGUGACAUGGCAAAUAAAGAAAAUGAACUGGCUUGUGCAGGGAAUCUGCCAGCAAAACUGCACGACAGUCGUACACACUUGUUGAAUUCUAGUGACUCUGGCUCAUCUCAAACAGAAGGCCCCUCAUCCAAAUAUAGUGGAUUUUUUUCAGAGGUUUCUCAGGACCAUGAAACUAUGGCUCAAGUUCUUUUCAGCAGGAAUCUGAGGCUGAAUGUAGCUUUAACCUUUUGGAGAAGGAGAAGUAUAAGUGAACUGGUAGCCUACCUAGUGAGGAUACAGGAUCUUGGAGUAGUAGUAGACUGCCUUCCCGUGCUUACGAACAGUUUACAGGAAGAAAAACCAUAUAUUUCAAUUGGCUGCUGUGUAGAUCUUUUGCCUUUAGUGAAAUCACUACUUAAAAGCAAAUAUGAGGAAUAUGUGAUAGUUGGUUUAAACUGGCUUCAGGCUGUCAUUAAAAGAUGGUGGUCAGAACUAUCUUCACAUACAGAGAGGGCAGAUGAUAGAAAUAUUCACAUUUUAAAAGAACUGUUAAGUGGAUUAUGGGAACAAGAGAAUCAUCUUACUCUGGUUCCAGGAUAUACUGGUAAUAUAGCUAAGGUAAUCCAGUUCCAGUUGUGUUUAGUAAUCAAUAUAGUUAUAUCAUUUGCAGUAUUCCUCUCUUUGGAUGUUAUUUACUUUAAACUAUUGAAGGACAGAAAUAGAUUUACUGCUAGAAUAUUUUUCACUAAUGUUCAAGUAUAUUGCCCAGUUUUUUUUGCAGAAAUCCAGAGUGAAUGCUAAAUGAUGAUGAUUGUGUGGUUUUAAAAUGCUAACAGUGAAUUUUUAUCAUUUUUUUCCUUUAUAAAGAAACUAUCUCCUUAAUAAAAUGGUUAAUAGUAGCAAGAUUUUAAAACAAUGUAGAAAAUAGUUCAGGUGAGUAGAUAGAUUGUGGAAGGACAGAUGUUUUCUCUAAAAUCUGCUGUACCAAUUGUGUAAGGGUGAUGCAACAUAGAGAAUCUGAGCCCAGCAGUGUUGUUUGCAUUUGCAUGUCAGGUGACUGGGGCAAGUUUUUGCUGGCCUAGUGCUUAGAAAAUGGUGACUUUGGGGAGAGCAGAGGAGUGGUUCCAUCUGAAGUGAACCCCCCUCUGCCUUUCUUCAUCUGACUGUGCUUAAUGCUAUGCUUUAAUGCUAUGCCUAAAGGUGUCUGAUAAAUGCAUGACCUGCUGGUCAUGGUACUCAUCUCUAUAACGAUGGUUUUCUGAGGCUGGGCACCAAAGGUUACACUGAGUGAGGAAACCUCCAUCUCCCUGGCAUGAUUUAAUAAAAUGACCUAAUAAAGGUAGGGAAUGAGCCAGGACAUAAACCAGACACGUGGCUAGAGCUAGGAUUAGAGUAAACUUGAAAAGAACAUGGAGAUUGCCUGCUUUGUUAUAUCUGCAGGAGCUUUGUGGGAUCUACAGUUCUAUGGGUAUAGAAUUUGUCACUUUGUUUUAUCAAGCAAAUAAGUUAUUUCUUGUCCUGGGACUGCUGUGCCUCUGUGACCUGUAAUUUUGACAGCUCUACAAGGGUAGUUGCAAACUCCUUGCGGAGUUGCAGAUGUGAUGCAGAAGAAAAGAGUUCUAACUCACAACUGGUAGAGCAAUUGGAGGUUUUAUUAUAGAUUGCCCUGUUUAUCUGGUAGGUCAACAUAGUUACAGCAAGUGCCAGUUUGUUUCUCUAAGAUUCUGGUACCCUUUCUGUUCAUUUGCUGCUCUUCAAGGUAUACCAGGAUAGAUUGUGACCAAGGACACCUACCUGAACAAGUAGGGAGCAAAAAGAAUAGUACAAGAAUGUUGGAGAGGGGUGGGGGGAAGAUAUAACCCUUAAUAAACACAGUUUGUGUACAUAACCUCACUAAAUGAUGAUGGUUUUCUUUCCUGCCAUUGGUGUGCAUGCAGAGAGCAGAAGAAAAAUCAAGUUGAUGGCUUUGGAAACUAAUUCCACUGUGGUUGUAGGCUUUUUAGCAUAAAGGAGUGUUCUUAAAAGCAUUAAUUAAAAAUAAUCCUGAAUUUGUGGAUAACCCGUUCUGAAAUUUGGCCUAAACAUAACUAUUGUAACAUAAUUUUAUUGUAUUAUGGUCCUGAUUGAUUGCCCUGCUUCAAACAUACAGUUGAUGUUACAGCCUUAAGCAAUGUGACAAACUUUCUCCUUUUUUUUCUUUCUAGGAUGUAAAUGCUUAUUUAUUACAACUACACUGACAUGAUUGAGAAAUGGUGUGCUUAUGUGGUGAAACAAUCCCCUAAAAUAUCCCUGAAAUAUGUACUAUUUCUGAAAGCCUUUUGAGAAAUACUGGCGGAAGAGAACUGAACUGUCAAGCUGUUUAAUGAAACCACUAACAAAAUCCUAACAAUCUACUUCACAUUGAAGUGGAAAAAUGUCUAGUAGGAGCACCUUUCACUUCAGUGAGGUGAAAGUGCACUAUGAAAACUGUAUGCCUUUGCUGCAUUUGGGAUUUGUUCACUUACUAGGUAUUCAUUUAAAUGCUACUGUGUUUUACUACAACGUCGCGUAAAAAGUUGAAUUAUACCAUCAUGAAGACAAGACAGCAGAACCAGUUAAAAUGAACCAACAGGAGUAAUCAGCAUUAAGAGCUUUUAAGUGUUUCUUUCACAAGAACUCCAAAAUGCACAACUAUCUUCCAUUUAUGUUAAAGAAAACUUUGAAAUAUUGAAUUUCUUCUGUUUUAAUCAAAAUUAAAGACUUUUGUUUGCACUAUUGAGAAACUAUACAGCAAAGAUGCCUUAAUUACUAGUGUUUCAAAAAGCCAAUGUGUUAAGAUGCAAAUAGCUAUUACAUUCAGAUUGUGUUGAAAAACUACUACAAAAAUCAGGGUUUCACAUUGUGUAGUUGUUUAUGAAACAUUGCACAUUGACAAGAAUUCAUGUAUGAAAUAUUAUAAAUACCUGAAGUUAAGCUUGGAUAAACAGUUAUUACAAAUGUGAGCAGAAUGGUGAAUUUGUCUAACAAAUGUUUUUAUAUUGUAUGUGGAUUUCUAACACAGUAAUCUUGUUCUGUAUCAUUUAAACUACAUGCAAAUAAGUAAAUAUAUUAAAUGUAUCUUUUUUCUUUUCAAGUUCAUAAAAAUGAUUUCUAGAACAA